CUCCAGUUUAGACAUCGUGGACGAAAACAAUAUUUCAGAAAUAUGUAAACAGUUAGAAACCAGGAGGGCACGAACUGAUACAGAUCCCGUACCCCAACAGAGAGGGGUCAGUUGUUUCUGUCUGAGACUCUGGAGGGCGCUGUCCUGCUCCGGGAGCCGGAGGAGCCGGCACUGACCGCGGAGACGGGGCCGGGGCCGGGGCCGGGGCCGGGGAGGUGGGCGAGAGCGUAUUUGUUCCUUUAUUGGAGUGCAAGGGAUAUUGGAAGAGGCAAACUGCAACUAAUCAGAUGGGAUGAUAGUGUAAUACGCGUUUGAGUUGAACCUACUGGAUAUUUCUGAUAGAAGCUACGUGAGACCUGGGUGUGGCGUAUUUUACAGUAGAGUCUCUAAAGCUAAACUUCAAAGCCUACAGUGAUGGCAGCUACAAACGAUACGUUGGUUCCCCUGGAGUGUUUGCUUCCUGCAGGGAAACUGAAAUAUUGUCUGUUAAUUCUCAAUCAACCUAUGGAUGGUGAUCAAUUUCAACGCCUGUGGAGUAAAGCUGUUGUUCGCGCAUGUGCUGAUGGUGGAGCGAACCGCCUCUAUGAGCAUACUGAAGGAAGGCAAGAAAGCUUUCUGGUUCUGGAGCUGUCUAUUAUUGAUAUUAAACCACUCAGGACUUUGGUUGUAGACAUUCUCACGGAGCCGGUUGACAAUGUUGUCGUGCUUGGUGGACUUGGCGGGCGUUUAGACCAAAUCAUGGCCAGUGUGGAGACACUCUUUCAUGCCACGAAGUUAACUAAACUACCAGUUAUCAUCAUUCAGGAGACAUCCCUGGCCUAUUUACUGCAGCCUGGUCACCACAGACUGCGUGUUGACACGGGAUUAGAGGAUAAGUGGUGUGGCCUUGUCCCAGUGGGAAAUGCAUGCAAUGUAACAACAACUGGCCUCAAGUGGAAUCUGACUAAUCAAGUACUCCAGUUUGGGAAGCUGGUCAGCACCUCCAAUACUUACGAUGGAAGUGGAACUGUGACAGUAGAAACAGAUCAGCCUCUGCUGUGGACAAUGGGAAUAAAGAGAUACCUCAGCUAAUGUUUGUGCCUUUAGAUGAAAGAAUGUAACAGGAGUCAACACAAGGGAAGAAAUAAAAGUCAGAUUUAUAUAUUU
Molecule: messenger RNA, 1146 nt
Organism: Rhincodon typus (whale shark)
Lineage: Eukaryota; Metazoa; Chordata; Chondrichthyes; Orectolobiformes; Rhincodontidae
Gene: tpk1
Product: thiamin pyrophosphokinase 1
Exons: 10
Coding region: 415-1071 (218 amino acids)
Biological process (GO): thiamine diphosphate biosynthetic process; thiamine metabolic process
Molecular function (GO): thiamine binding; thiamine diphosphokinase activity; ATP binding
Source: RefSeq, a predicted model, not a curated record